UCCCAAUCAUUGUAAACAGGCGGAGGCUGGGGCGGGGUGGGAAUGGGGCGCCCGAGGCCGGCUAGGGGCGCAGCGCAGGAGGCGCCUACGGUGGCUGCGGCGGCACCGUGAGCGCGAGGAGGCGGCGGCUGAGGCGGGGGCGGGCUGUCGCGCGGCGGCGGGCACAGGUGUAAUGGAUAGGUAACAGAGAAACCCUCUUCACUGUCUCAUCAGGGAGGCAGAAUGACUGAGUGCUUCCUGCCCCCCACCAGCAGCCCCAGUGAACACCGCAGGGUGGAGCAUGGCAGUGGUCUUACCCGAACCCCCAGCUCUGAGGAGAUCAGCCCUACUAAGUUCCCUGGAUUGUACCGCACCGGCGAGCCCUCGCCUCCCCAUGACAGCCUCCAUGAACCUCCUGACAUAGUGUCUGAUGAUGAGAAAGACCAUGGGAAGAAAAAAGGAAAAUUUAAGAAAAAAGAAAAAAGGACUGAAGGCUAUGCUGCCUUUCAGGAAGAUAGCUCUGGAGAUGAAGCUGAAAGUCCUUCCAAAAUGAAAAGGUCCAAGGGAAUCCAUGUUUUUAAGAAGCCCAGCUUUUCUAAAAAGAAAGAGAAGGAUUUUAAAAUAAAAGAGAAACCCAAAGAGGAAAAACAUAAAGAAGAAAAGCACAAAGAAGAGAAACAUAAAGAGAAGAAGUCGAAAGACUUGACAGCAGCUGAUGUUGUUAAACAGUGGAAGGAAAAGAAGAAAAAGAAGAAGCCAAUUCAGGAGCCAGAGGUGCCUCAGAUGGAUGUCCCCACUCUCAAGCCCAUUUUCGGAGUUCCCCUGACCGAUGCAGCUGAGCGGACCAUGAUGUAUGACGGCAUCCGGCUGCCGGCGGUGUUCCGCGAGUGCGUGGAUUAUGUGGAGAAGUACGGCAUGAAGUGUGAAGGCAUCUACAGAGUGUCAGGAAUUAAAUCAAAGGUGGAUGAGCUGAAAGCGGCCUAUGACAGAGAGGAGUCUCCCAAUUUGGAAGAGUAUGAACCUAACACUGUAGCCAGUUUGUUGAAGCAGUAUUUGCGAGACCUUCCGGAGAAUCUGCUUACCAAAGAGCUGAUGCCUCGCUUUGAGGAGGCAUGUGGGAGGAGCACAGAGAGCGAGAAGGUGCAGGAAUUCCAGCGCUUGCUCAAAGAACUGCCAGAAUGUAACUAUCUCCUGAUUUCUUGGCUGAUCGUGCACAUGGACCAUGUUAUCGCAAAGGAACUGGAAACAAAAAUGAAUAUACAGAACAUUUCUAUAGUGCUCAGCCCAACGGUUCAGAUUAGCAAUCGUGUCCUAUAUGUGUUUUUCACACAUGUGCAAGAGCUCUUUGGAAAUGUGAUACUAAAGCCAGUGACAAAACCUCUUCGAUGGUCUAACAUGGCCACUAUGCCCACACUGCCAGAGACCCAGGAGAACAUCAAGGAGGAGAUCAGAAGACAGGAGUUUCUUUUGAAUUGUUUACAUCGAGAUCUGCAGGCUGGGGUGAAGGAUUUAUCUAAAGAAGAAAGAUUAUGGGAAGUACAAAGAAUUUUGACAGCCCUCAAAAGGAAACUGAGAGAAGCUAAAAGACAGGAGUGCGAAACCAAGAUUGCGCAAGAGAUUGCCAGUCUUUCAAAAGAGGAUGUUUCCAAAGAAGAAAUGAAUGAAAAUGAGGAAGUCAUAAAUAUUCUCCUUGCUCAGGAGAAUGAGAUCCUGACUGAACAGGAGGAGCUUCUAGCUAUGGAGCAGUUUCUGCGCCGACAGAUUGCCUCAGAAAAAGAAGAGAUUGAACGCCUCAGAGCCGAGAUUGCUGAAAUUCAGAGCCGUCAGCAGCAUGGCCGCAGUGAGACCGAGGAGUACUCCUCGGACAGUGAGAGUGAGAGUGAGGACGAAGAGGAGCUUCAGAUCAUCCUGGAGGACUUACAGAGGCAGAAUGAAGAACUAGAAAUAAAGAACAAUCAUUUGAAUCAAGCGAUUCACGAGGAGCGGGAGGCCAUCAUCGAACUGCGGGUGCAGCUGCGCCUGCUCCAGCUGCAGCGAGCCAAGCCCGAACUGCAGGUGCAGGACGAGGACGAGCCCGAGAGGCGUGGCGGGGCCGGACAGCCGCCCAGAGACAGCGCCCCGGAGACGAAAGCAGCUAAGGAGCAGCCAAAGGCAGGCAAGGAGCAGGCCAAGCCGUCCCCGAGCAGAGACAGGAAGGAGACGCCCAUCUGAGCAGCCCGAGCGUCACAGAAUCCCCAGACCCGACGAGACCUGUGCAUCUUACUGUAACCCUGAGAGUCGGAGUGGACAACUCUCUGCUGUACAUUCUGUAAAGAUGUCUUUUCUUCUCA
Messenger RNA from Lutra lutra (Eurasian river otter), 2309 nucleotides. RefSeq names its product ralA binding protein 1 (gene RALBP1). Gene Ontology annotation, molecular function: small GTPase binding; GTPase activator activity. The transcript is spliced from 10 exons. Gene Ontology annotation, cellular component: membrane. Gene Ontology annotation, biological process: small GTPase-mediated signal transduction; endocytosis; positive regulation of GTPase activity. The coding region runs from base 223 to 2190 and encodes 655 amino acids. The record is from RefSeq and is a predicted model, not a curated record. NCBI's taxonomy places the organism in Eukaryota, Metazoa, Chordata, Mammalia, Carnivora, Mustelidae.